AUGGAGUUUAUGGAUAUCGUCGGGGAGCUGCGGGCCCUCCCCGACAAUGUCCACAUUUUAUGCCCUCGACAACACGAUGACGACCACGCACGUUACGAUGAUCCGAACGAGGUGGACGAAGCCGGCAGAAGCGUUGCGGAGCUAGUGGCCGAGGCGACGAGUCGCAGAGAAAAGUUUUUGUCGUGCAUGCGGAUAUUGGCAUACAACCAGGAGGGCGUGGAGGAGCUGCAGACUUGGAUCUGGCGCAAGCUGGACGACGCGCUCGAAAAAUGCGACCUUUGCAUCAAGCAAUACUAUACAGGCAAGAUUUGGCUCAUUGAGCAGCUCAAGGAGAAUUACGAUGACGAGGAUAUCGAGAAAUUCGCGCGCAUGCUUGACGAAUGGGAUAUCAAGAGAAUCACUAAGCACCUGGCUGUCGCUACGGCGAAAUUAAAAUCAAUUGCGCCUCAGGAGAUUGGUCUUCACGUGUUGGAUCGUGCGUCUCUAUUGUCUAUCUUCGAGACCUUGAGUUGUGAAGCUAUGCUACGCAAUAACGCUCUGCUGCAGGAGCACUUCGACGAACCCUUCCGGCUUAUUCAGACAAAGCGUAGUCUCAAAGUCUCGGAUUAUGUUCCCGCUGUCACUCGCUUCCUAUUUGACCCCAAUCAGAAUCGCAGCUUUUGGGCUAUUCACUCCUGGAUGCGCUAUUCUCGGCCUCCUACCGCAACUGAAUUCGAUUGGGCGAUCAAAGAGGGACUUCUCGAGGUGUUGAAGGCUGCUUCUCAGCAGCCACCCCAAAUAGCUGUCAUUCAGCGACUUUGGCGCGGCAUGCAGUUGGUCGUGAAGCGAUUGGAUAAGGACCAGAUCACGCAUCACCUGCGGGCUCUUGAGAUAGACCCAUGCCGUCUCUCCGUGGAACACCUUGGGAUACAAUCUCCGGCGUUGCGUUUCCUCCUGAACACGAUCCAGAUCUUUCUGGAAAAGUCCCCAGGCGAUUUCUGGGACGCAAUGCAAACCAUUUCUCCGCAAGCCAUCAUCGAGCUCGUCUUCUACAAUCCCCAGCUAGAGGCGUUUAUGAUGCAAAUUACGGAGGGCGAGCCUUACGAAAAGUCCCCCUUGAAGGAUAUGCUCUCAUGGGUCAGCCCGUUCAUGUCCUCCCUGAAAGGCGCACACCAACCUUCGGCCUGCAGAUCUCUAGUCUAUCAGCUUCUGGAUCGACUCCAAGAUCCCCGCUUCCCAAAUCUGGCCAGAUACCAUUGUUUUCAUGUGGGACUAACGAGCCUGCUUCAGACGCUUCGCAGCUUCACUGACAACGAAGCCUCACGCGGAUCGGUGGCCCGCAUUGUACUCUCGGAGACCAUGGGGGUGGUGAGCGCGAACAUCGAGACGAUCUUGAAGCCCCCCCAAUUUGCAGUGGAGCAAAGGCGUCAGGAGGAGAUAGCUUCUCUAUGCAUGGAUGUUGUGCGUAACACCUUGGCGCUGGAGUGUCAGUCUCUCAAGAGCGACUAUGAAGUUAUUCUGCGGCAAAAUACUCUUCAGCAUGGCGUAAGCACGUAUUCAGCGCCUAUCUGGGAAGCUGUCGUCAGAAGCUUGCAUGAGGACAAUCUUCCGCUUUCAACAUCAGCGCUGCUUGGUAUACUGCCUCUUGUUGGGUUGGAGAAGUUCCCAGUCAAAGGCGAAUCCAACCCGGAGAAGACAAAUUUCAACGAGAUUUAUGGGCACUUGACUCGGCUUUCGUGCCAAAUCAUUGAACGCCUUGCGGACUUCAAGCCAGAGCAUCUCAAUGAACUAUUCAAGAGUCAAGAUACCAGUAGUGCACUGAUCUCUGCCCUGUUUGCAGCUGAUCUGGACACUUACCAAGCUGCUGUGGAUCUCAUCAAGAACAUGAGCGGCCAGUCGGCUAGAAGGGAUGCCAUCUCGCAUCUGCUGCAGUCCUUUUUCACAACCACAAUGUACGGACUGAGCUGGUCUUUCCGGCGUAUCUCGAACAUGAAGACAUUUGCUUCUGCCCCAAGGAUGCUGCACACAGGAACAGAUAUAGUGGACAUUCUAUGUGACAGUCAAACUGGCAUACUCAGAACCCGUAAGCUUGCUGAUCGACGAGAGAUCCUCUCGCUCCAGAAGCUUUGGGAGUAUCUAUGGCAAGCGUUGACUACAAUAUUCGACGAGACUGAAUCGUGGCAUCUGAGAGGCAACGAUAAAGCAGUGAUGUUGGAAUUUUGCCGUGAUACCAUUCAGUUUGCAGAUCUGCUUUUUGACCAGUGUGGUGUCUUUCUGAGCGCUGUUGUCGAUGCAGAUCCCAACCAAGAAGCUUCCGGCCAGGAGAACUUCCUCAAGUCUCCGACAACAACGAUGAGUGCAAUGGUCAAGUGGCUGCGCCUCAAGGAUGAAUAUUUGGCGACAACUCUGGUGGGACUGGUGGCUAAACUCCUCCGCCGCUUAGGAGAGCUCAGUGUCACGACCGUCAAAGAUGAUGCUCUAAACUUCAUUGAAGGCGUUGCGGUGAAGUCCACCAUCAAAACCAUCCUAACCUUGCGGGAAAAAGCAGAACUAGUCCGUGCUCUGGAAGCAUACUACAAGAAACCGGUCGUCACAGCAUCUACUGCCAGCCUCAAGAAACAGAGCAUGAUUACAGCCUUUGCCAAGCCAGCUGGAGUAUCUGCUACACCCAGUCCAGCCAAAAUUAGUGACGAUGAAUUCGAUGAAGACAAUGUGCCAGAUGAUGUGUUGAUGCAGCUGUCACGAUCUGUCGAACUCAACAAACAGAGACUAGCAACCGAAGCCAAGAGAAAAGCAGAAAAGGCCGCAAAGGCUCUCCCUGCGAUUCCCAAGCCUGCUCCUGCACCGUUGAAAUCCAAUGUUACCGUUCAGUCUUUCCGCGAGAAACGUGAGAAAGAGAAGGAAGCCAAGAGAAAGCGUGACCUUGCUGAGCUUGCGCGGUUGAAGAAGAAUCUACCUGCUCGUGGUGUUGCGGAACAAACAGCUGAGCAAGGUUCUGGCUUGAGUGGUCUCGGAGUCAAAGGCAAAGUCCAUACAACCGAGGAAAGCAUGAUGGUUUCUUCUGGUUCGGAAUCCGAGUCGGAAAGCGAAGACGAGCUUGACAAAGAACUCUUUGGGGCGAAGGCCAGAUCGAAGCCGGACGCAGUCAAAGCUUACGAAGAAAGUAAGAAGUUGUCGCUUAAGCAACAGGGGCCCGUGAAGAAAAUCAAGCAGGUCCGCUCUGCGAAAGACAUGCGAGCACGGUUGGCUCCCGAUCUAUCUUCCCUGCAUCGGACAAUCCUUGGUUGGGACUUCUUCGCGAAUGGCGAUCUUCCACCGAACUCGGGACGUACUGAUUACAGUUUGGUUUCCAACACCUUCAGAGAUCCUAUUGAAUAUCAGAAGACGUUCGAGCCUCUUUUGAUAUUGGAAGCCUGGCAGGGGUUCAACUCUGCGAAAGAGGAAGGCACGUUCAGACCAUUCGAGAUCAAGGUUGCUACGCGUCUUUCUGUGGACUCUUUUGUCGAAGUAAGCACAAUUUUACCGUCCAUGGAGGCCAAGGACUAUGGUAUUGGCGAAGCGGAUAUUAUCCUUCUCUCCAAAUCAAGCAGGCCAACUUCAGAUUCCUCUGCUCCUCACUGCCUUGCAAGAAUUGCUAGUGUCAACAGAAAGAGGGGAACAGUCGAGGUUUCGUAUCGUGUGAACCCCGGAAACCCUUUCAUCAAUUCUCUUGCUCCUGGUGCCAUGAUCUGGGGUGCAAAAAUCACAUCAUUGACCCCUCUUGAGCGUGAAUAUGGUGCUUUGAUGGCCUUGCAAUACUAUGAUCUGUGCGAGGAAGUCAUCAGGGCCAAGCCAUCGCCAAUCCUUAAAUACUCCGAUGCCACCCUCAAACCGAUCGCAGAAAAUUACAAUGUCAAUCCUGCUCAAGCGAAGGCGAUCAAAUCUGCUCUCGACAACGAUGCCUUCACAUUGAUUCAAGGUCCUCCAGGUUCCGGAAAAACCAAAACGAUCGUUGCCCUUGUAGGCGCCCUUCUUAGCAAUGUCCUGGGCAACCAAGGCGUAGCUAUUUCGCGGCCAACGGGGGUGACCAAUUCGAGACCACCCGUGAGAACUACCACAUCGAAAAAGCUUCUCAUUUGCGCUCCCAGUAAUGCCGCUGUCGACGAAUUGGUCAUGCGAUUCAAGGAAGGAGUCAAAACAAUCCAGGGCAGACAAGAGAAGCUCUCUGUCAUUCGUCUAGGCAGAAGUGACGCAAUCAACACAAACGUCCUCGAUGUGACUUUGGACGAGCUGGUCAACGCGCGAUUAAGCCAAAAUCCACGCAAAGACGGAGGGGAAAGAGAUUUACAGAAGAUCUACAUGGAACACAAAGCUGCAGAUACUGCGUUCAAAGAAACCCGCGCUAAGAUCGAUCAAUGCAGAGCUCAGGGCUUGCCAGUUCCCGAAGAGCUAUCACGAGAGUUCGAUUUGAUGAAGAAGAAGAAGACACAGCUCAGCCAAGAAAUCGAUACUGCUAGAGACAGGAAUCAUUCGGCAGCGCGUGAUGCGGACUUGAAUAGGCGGCGUAUCCAGCAGGAGAUCAUUGAAGGGGCCCAUAUCAUCUGCGCCACUCUCAGUGGCAGUGGUCACGAGAUGUUCCAGAAUCUAAGCAUUGAGUUUGAGACUGUCAUCAUCGAUGAGGCCGCUCAGUCUAUUGAACUUAGUGCUUUGAUCCCUCUCAAGUAUGGGUGCUCCAAAUGUAUUCUUGUCGGAGAUCCAAAGCAGCUGCCGCCUACUGUUCUAUCGAAGGUUGCCUCCAAAUUCCAGUACGAGCAGAGUUUAUUCGUCAGAAUGCAAGCCAAUCAUCCAAGGGACGUGCAUUUGCUAGAUACUCAGUAUCGUAUGCACCCGGAAAUCAGUGCUUAUCCCAGUGCUGCCUUCUAUGACGGAAAACUACGGGAUGGGCCUAACAUGGCUCAACUUCGCGCUCGUCCAUGGCAUCAAAGCGAACUGCUCAGUCCGUAUCGAUUCUUCGACGUCCAAGGUCUCCAUCAGAAUACUACGAAGGGACACUCUCUAAUCAACUUGGCGGAACUUCGGGUAGCCAUGCAAUUAUAUGAACGAAUUACCACAGAUUUCCGCGACUAUGACUUUAGUGGAAAGAUAGGUAUCAUCACCCCUUACAAGGGUCAGUUAAGGGAGCUGAAGACGCAGUUUGCUGCGAGGUAUGGAAAUUCUAUUUUCAACAAGGUCGAUUUCAAUACAACGGAUGCUUUCCAGGGUCGAGAAAGUGAGAUUAUCAUCUUUUCUUGUGUCAGAGCCUCCAAUAAAGGAAUCGGUUUCUUGUCGGAUAUUCGUCGUAUGAACGUCGGUCUGACACGUGCCAAGUCAUCCUUGUGGGUUCUGGGUAACUCGCAGUCUCUCGUGCAGGGCGAGUUCUGGAACGGUUUGAUCAAAGAUUCUCGUCGACGGAACGUCUAUACAAGUGGUGAUAUUCUGGAGAUCCUCCAGCGGCCACAAUUUACUGGUUAUAAGAAUGUGGACAUGAUGGACGCCGAGCCGCCGCAACCUACAGUUUCCCCACAGACCAUUGCAGUGCAAUCUACUUCAAGACCAUCUUCGGCCUCCCUUGAGCGGUCUACUCCAGAAUCCUCUCACCUGGUGCCUGCGUCUAGCAAAGCCACUCCCCCAGAACCAUUGCCUGAUAAGCCCUCCGGCGGCGCUAAUGGCUUGGACGAAACUCGCACAUGCGGUUAUUGUGGAAGCUUCGCCCAUAUGACGCCCAACUGUGACAACAUCGAUGCCAAGGAGGCGUCCCAAGGCAAAUGUUUUAGAUGCGGGAGCUCUGGGCAUACGCGCAGGGAUUGCACAACAGAACGAUGUUUACAGUGUGGUGCAUUCGGACAUGUCACGCAUGAUUGCCAAUCCUCUAAAGAGCUACCCAAGAGAGAGAAAACCCGAAUCGCACGAGAGGAAUAUCAUCAUGCUCAAAUGAAAAAACAGAGGACCGAGCGUCAACGACAAAAGCAGCUUGGAGGACACGAUCCCAAAGUACCGGUCCUACAAAUCUCCGACCCAUUGAUGCCUGAAAAAAAGGCGGAGCAAUCCAAGCCCGUUCAUAACAACGGACCCGUGAAGCGCAAGCGUAUGGACUCGGCGUCAUCUGAUCCUGCCAAGGUUUCUCGGCCUCGAGUAUCGGACCCUCUCAUUGCGAAUGCGCCUAAGGGUCCGCGACGCAAGAUCGAUACUAAUAUUCCGACAAAUGCGGAGGGUCUGGUCAAACCAUCGCGGGACGGGCCGGCGUUUGCCUCUAUUGGCCAAAAUAAGCCCUCGGACGGUGUGCAGCCGGGAGCAGGGUCGGCGAAUCCUACUCCUCGACCUCCGCCUCCUCGACCAGGCCAACAAGGAGCUCGGCCUCCACCUCCAAUGCGCCGGAAGAAAGAGGUUGAUCCUUUCAUCCGGCCGAAGAGAAGGUAG
Messenger RNA from Aspergillus clavatus NRRL 1, 6414 nucleotides. Its product is annotated as putative tRNA-splicing endonuclease. The coding region runs from base 1 to 6414 and encodes 2137 amino acids. Gene Ontology annotation, molecular function: zinc ion binding; helicase activity; transcription termination site sequence-specific DNA binding. Gene Ontology annotation, cellular component: nuclear body. NCBI's taxonomy places the organism in Eukaryota, Fungi, Ascomycota, Eurotiomycetes, Eurotiales, Aspergillaceae. Gene Ontology annotation, biological process: termination of RNA polymerase II transcription. The record is from RefSeq and is a predicted model, not a curated record. The transcript has 4 exons.